CAGGAAGUGCUGUUUCCGAUUUUCAGAUGCAGGGUUUAAAUAUGUGUUUGUUCACAAAGAAGAAGACGACAAUCAGACAAAACAAGCUUGAUAAAUCGGCCUGUGCACCGUUUUCCUUCCAGAGCUACUGAAGACCAGCACGCUUCUAUGGUCUACGCCUGACCCAGGCUCUGUAAGCGACGCAACGUUUGCCAUUUCAACCCAGACCAACGCUGCCCACUUGCUGCUCUGCACCACCCAGGACAGCAGGUCCACCAGACCAACGCACCAUGGAAAACCAUACCGUGGACUUAGAUGACUUGCCACUGACAACAGAAUUCGACUAUGACAGUUCAGAGCCAUGCAUGGGAACUGAGGAAAAGCACUUUGCAGCAAAACUUUUGCCACCGCUUUAUUCUUUGGUGGUGAUAUUUGGCCUCACAGGCAACGUGCUCGUUAUCCUUAUCCUGGUAAAAUACAAGAAAUUGAAGAGUAUGACUGACAUCUACCUGCUCAAUUUGGCAGUUUCUGAUUUGCUGUUUGUAUUUUCUCUCCCUUUUUGGGCUUAUUAUGCUGUUCACGACUGGAUUUUUGGGGAGGCGCUGUGUAGACUUCUCUCAGGCAUCUACCUCCUUGGCUUCUACAGCGGGAUCUUUUUUAUAAUCCUGCUGACCCUAGACAGGUAUCUGGCCAUAGUGCAUGCAGUGUUUGCUUUAAAAGCUAGGACAGUUACCUAUGGCAUCCUGACCAGUGGUGUCACUUGGGCUGUUGCUAUUUCUGCUUCUGUUCCUGGGAUGGUAUUUCACAAAACUCAAAAGGAAAAUUCACGUUAUACUUGCAGUGCUCAUUAUCCAAAUGAUGCCAUAAUAAAUUGGAAGUACUCCUAUACUUUAAAGAUGAACAUUCUGGGACUUAUUGUUCCAAUGUUAAUUAUGAUUUACAGUUACUCACAAAUUCUAAAAACAUUAUUGAGAUGCAAGAAUGAGAAAAAACAGAAGGCAGUCAGACUUAUUUUUGUGAUUGUGAUUUUUUACUUCAUCUUCUGGACACCAUUCCAUAUUUCUUCUUUUUUGCACACAUUUCAAAGUUCACUUUUCAACACAAAUUGUGAAAUCAAAAGCAAACUGGAGAAAGCAAUCCAAGUGACAGAAACAAUAUCAAUGAUCCACUGUUGUAUCAAUCCUGUGAUCUAUGCAUUUGUUGGAGAAAAAUUUAGGAAAUACCUUCAGGACUUUUUCCGAAAGCAUGUUGCAGCCCACCUCUGCAAAAAAUGUCCAAAUCUUUAUCGUGAAAAAUUAGAAAGAGUUAGUUCCACAUUCACACCAUCCACUGCAGAGCAUGAUAUCUCUACUGGACUGUAAAAAUAAAUCAAAAUGUUAGUUAGUAAAUGUUGCAUCACUUGUUUUGCCUUAAGGACUGCCUGACAUUAUUUACAAGCUUCAUGUCAACCACUACUGAAAACUGUAUGACCCUCAGUUCUUGUGGUUAACUGUUCCCUGGGGCUACAAGAUUUUCCAUUCUCAAACUAAGAGAAUCAGUGAGUUCUUCAGGAAAUGUUAACACCGUAGCUGGAUCACAUCAAGAUUUGAAUGGGGGCCAGAAUAGUAUGAUUUUGUUUCUUGACCCAAGUUCUAUCCAAUGAACAAAUGUUAGUGAGAUUUACCUGGUGGGAAUAUAAUAUUAAAGAGCCUAAGGAGUAUGUCAUCUCUGAAGAGCCAUUUAUUGUUACGAGAACGUUUUAAGAUAAACACUGGGAGGAAGCUCUGACGAUUAUGUGCCUGUUUAGUAUUCAACAUUAAUGGAACACCUUUGGAAGUGACUGUAUUCUUUCUGCAACAUGGUCAGGCAUUUGAUAGGG
Messenger RNA from Egretta garzetta (little egret), 1837 nucleotides. Its product is annotated as C-C chemokine receptor type 2. Gene Ontology annotation, biological process: positive regulation of monocyte chemotaxis; G protein-coupled receptor signaling pathway; immune response. Bases 270 to 1340 code for a protein of 356 amino acids. Lineage: Eukaryota; Metazoa; Chordata; Aves; Pelecaniformes; Ardeidae. The transcript is spliced from 3 exons. Gene Ontology annotation, cellular component: cytoplasm; membrane. The record is from RefSeq and is a predicted model, not a curated record. Gene Ontology annotation, molecular function: C-C chemokine receptor activity.